GCAUUUCCACUCCUCACAAUCGAAGGCAGUAUUGUAACAGAGGAUAUAAACGUUGACGACUUCAUCCCAGUUUCUGUCACACUACUGCGGCGCGAAGAGUCAAAGACCAUCUCAGUGACAGCUAGAGAUGACGACGUAGCUUUAGAGGGUGGCGACAAAUCAUUCUGAGGCACACAAGUGGUAUCAAUAACUAUGUGGAUGCAGUGGAACAAAGGGGGAGUUAUCCGCUACACCACAGAAGUCAUCAUCAUUGACAAAAACGAACUACUGCUGAUUAAUGUGGAGAAGUCAUACACCGUGUUGGAGAACAACAUAACAGAGCGUAAUCUCACGGUUACAUGGCAGGAGAACCUGUCAAACCAGAAGCCCAUCAUUCUGAAACUCACAGGGAGAAGUCUGGACGUCAGUGGCGUCAAUCAGGAUAAUAUCGCAAGGCCAGGACAGGAUUUUGUCGAGGACACAGUAGACUUUGUAAUCCCAGAAAACAGAGUUGGACAGUAUGAUAUCAGCCUAUUCGACUUCAUUAUCAACGACGGCACCGUCGAACACACGAUUCAAAGCUUUGAUCUGGAAAUAAAGGCUGCCACAGAAGGAGUUGUGUUUGACUCAGAGAAUUCUACUGAGACAGUGACUGAGGUGGCAAUAGAGUGCACUGACAUGGCUGAGAUUCGUCUCAACAUGUCUGAUAUCGAAUUCAACGAAGAAGACGAAGGUCCAUUUAAUGUGUGCGUGAUCGUAGAGAGUGAAGAAGAUGAUUGUCCA
Molecule: messenger RNA, 762 nt
Organism: Geodia barretti
Lineage: Eukaryota; Metazoa; Porifera; Demospongiae; Tetractinellida; Geodiidae
Source: the annotation of a GenBank genome assembly